AUGAUGGAAGAAAGCGGCGAUUUAUUGAGUAUGGCUAGCCCCGCCCCCGCAACCACUGAAGCAACUCCCGCUCCUUCUUCCUUCGCCAAGGUCGGCCAUGAAAAUGACGGCAAAUCCAAGUAUGGGUUUCGUGACGUUGUCGGAUAUGGAAAGAGACCGGUCGUGCCUCAUUGGCCUAACAAGGCCAAGGUUGCUCUCAACUUUGUCAUUAACUACGAAGAGGGAGGAGAAAGAUGCAUCUUGCACGGAGAUGAUGCCAGUGAACACUUGCUGUCCGACAUUCCUGGAGCUACUCCCGAAGUUGGCGGCAGAAACCUGAACAUGGAAAGCAUGUACGAUUAUGGUUCCCGGGUAGGAUUCUGGAGGCUGCACCGCCUCUUUACGGCCAAGAAACUCCCUGUCACUGUCUUUGCCGUCGGUAUGGCUCUUGAGCGCAACAUUGAAGCCUGUGGUGCCAUGAAGGAAGCUGAUUGGGAAGUUUCUUCUCACGGAUACCGUUGGAUCGACCAUUCGAAGAUUGAUGAAAAAACCGAACGAGAAUACCUGGCCAAAACCAUUGAAAUUCACCAAAACUUGCUCGGCAAGCGUCCUUUUGGAUUCUACCAGGGCAAGCCCAGCGAAAAUACCCGUCGUUUGGUCAUUGAAGAAGGAGGAUUUUUGUACGAUUCCGAUUCCUAUGCUGACGAUUUGCCCUACUGGACCAUGGACUAUGCGGAAGGCCGCCCCCAUUUGAUCAUUCCAUACACCUUGACGGAAAAUGACAUGAAAUUUACCAAUGGUGGAUGGUCUGCCGAUGAGGACUUUGCCAAUCACUUGAAGGAGACUUUGCGGUUCCUAGUGGAAGAAGGCCGAGCUGGCCAACCUAAAAUGAUGACGGUCGGUCUGCACUGUCGUUUGUCGCGACCGGGACGAAUUGCCGCCUUGGAGAAGUUUGUUGACUUUGCCAAGUCUUAUGGAAGAGAUGUCUGGGUCUGUACCAGAGAACAAGUGGCCAACCACUGGUAUGAAAACCACUUGCCACGUGGUGUUGGAAACCCAAUCAAGCCCUCUUCGUUUGCUCAAGGAACUGCCAGCAGUUUCUUGGGUGGCCUUGGUCAGGUUGGCGGCGGAUACGGCGGAGGUCCAGACCCCGUCCCCGCGUACCCCACUGGAAAUACUUCGUAUGGAAGCAAUUCAGGCGGCUAUGGAAGUAAUUCAGGAGGAUAUGGAAGCAGACCAUCCUAUGGAAGCAGCGGCGGUAACGCAUCCAGUUCCUCCUUUAGCAACCCCGCCAGCAAAUUUUCAUACUUGGGCAACCUUACUGCACCAAGAGAUUCCUCGGCAGAGGACAAGAGCAAUUCAAUCAAGGCUGCUGCCCAAGUUCCAGAUGGAGAUAUUAUCUAA
Cylindrotheca closterium is the source of this 1383-nucleotide messenger RNA. The record is from the annotation of a GenBank genome assembly. NCBI's taxonomy places the organism in Eukaryota, Bacillariophyta, Bacillariophyceae, Bacillariales, Bacillariaceae.